Messenger RNA from Chlorella variabilis, 633 nucleotides. RefSeq lists its product as hypothetical. The record is from RefSeq and is a predicted model, not a curated record. Lineage: Eukaryota; Viridiplantae; Chlorophyta; Trebouxiophyceae; Chlorellales; Chlorellaceae. The annotation marks the transcript as partial. Gene Ontology annotation, molecular function: ATP binding; nucleic acid binding. Gene Ontology annotation, cellular component: cytoplasm. The transcript is spliced from 6 exons.
CGCUUCCAGAUGCGGCACUGCGGCCACCUGCUGCCGCGGGAGGCGCCACGCGACUGCGACCCUCGCGUGGAAAGUUUCAACCCAGACAUCUGGCAGCGGCAGGUGCUGGAUGCCAUCGACGCCCGCUCCUCGGCGCUCAUCGUGGCCCCCACCUCCAGCGGCAAGACCUUCAUCAGCGCCUACUGCAUCAACAGCGUGGUGCUGAGGGAGGACGACCCCGAGGGGCGCGUCGUGUUUGUGGCGCCUAACAGGGCGCUGGUCAACCAGGUGGCGGCGCAGAUGUACCGCGAUUUCGAGUCGGUGGUGACCGGCGUGUUCACACGGGACUACAUGCACAAGGUGGAGAGCAGCCGCAUUCUAGUGACCGUGCCCGCCUGCCUGGAGAUCCUGCUGCUGGGCCCCACCAGCCAGGAGUGGGUGUCCAAGGUUCGCUAUGUGGUCCUGGAUGAGGUUCACUGUAUGCGGGAAGUCAACCUGGGGGAGGGAGGCAGCCGGGACGGCACCGGCAGCACCUGGGAGCACAUCCUGCUGCUGCUGCGCUGCCCCUUCCUGGCGCUGUCUGCCACCAUUGGCAACCCUCGCGAGUUCUGCGACUGGCUGGCGUCGGUGAAGCAGCUGCAGGCGGAGCAGGAU